AUGACCUGUCUGUUGUCUGUUCACAAGCUACCAACUCGGAACAACGAACAACCCGGUCUUAUCGUCACCAUGUGGGAGCCUGUUACGCUUCCUUUCACGAGCGACGCCGCGCGGAGUUUGCCGACCGCAGACGAAAUUCGGAGUUGCACUCACAUUUUACGCGAGCGCCCUGCAGGUACUUCAAAAGUCGUAGCUGUCAACCAUGAUAUCGUCGUGAAGUUCGGAAGCGGUGUACAUGUCCGUGAGGGCCAGACUUUGGUUUAUCUCGAAAGGUUUUUACCCAAUGUUCCAGCCCCGCGCCUACACGCCAUGUACCGCGACUCUGAGGACCUUUUCCUGCUAAUGGAGCGCGUACCUGGGAAACAACUGGACACGAUGUGGCCUUCCUUGAACGAAUCUGACAAAGACGCAAUCACCAACAAACUCUGCAAUAUUUUCGAGGCUAUGCGGCAGGCCGAAUGUCCGUGGCCUGAUUUCUUUGGAGGGUUGGACGGGAGCGGUGUGCAUCACUACCUGCUCUAUAGCCAAAAGAAAGGCGAUCGGAAGUUUCUAGGACCUUUCUACGGCGAAGCUGACUUUGUUACUGGCUUGACAAACAACCUCCGAGCCCUAAGGGAACGUAACCACCGGCCGGACUUCAAGGCUCGCCAUUAUGAAGCUCACCUUCGCAACGUUCUUCAGGGCUUCCGACCUACAUUGACCCACUCAGACCUGGAUAAGACGAAUAUCAUGGUCGCAGAGACCUCUAGCGGAGGUGAAGAACGAGACUUUGAAGUCAUGCUUGUGGACUGGGAACUGGCGGGGUGGUAUCCUGACUUCUGGGAAUUCUUUUGCACAUCUUCCACUUUCGACUAUGUGUAUUGGGAGGAGGACUGGUGCUGGCGCACCGAACAGUUCUUGCAAGUAUGGCCUGCAAAAACAGCCAUGAUGCGCAUGCUCGACAAAGAUAUGCGCAUCUAA
This is a messenger RNA of Fulvia fulva, 960 nucleotides long. RefSeq lists its product as uncharacterized. Lineage: Eukaryota; Fungi; Ascomycota; Dothideomycetes; Mycosphaerellales; Mycosphaerellaceae. The transcript has a single exon. The coding region runs from base 1 to 960 and encodes 319 amino acids. The record is from RefSeq and is a predicted model, not a curated record.